Messenger RNA from Odobenus rosmarus divergens (Pacific walrus), 807 nucleotides. It is a transcript of the gene GFRA4, whose product is annotated as GDNF family receptor alpha 4. The record is from RefSeq and is a predicted model, not a curated record. Gene Ontology annotation, biological process: nervous system development. The transcript has 6 exons. NCBI's taxonomy places the organism in Eukaryota, Metazoa, Chordata, Mammalia, Carnivora, Odobenidae. Gene Ontology annotation, cellular component: external side of plasma membrane; signaling receptor complex. Gene Ontology annotation, molecular function: glial cell-derived neurotrophic factor receptor activity. Bases 1 to 807 code for a protein of 268 amino acids.
AUGGGCCUCUGCUUGGCGCCGGCAAUGCUGCUGCUGUUGCUGGGGUCACCCAGCUCGGCCGCACGGAACCGAUGCUUGGACGCGGCCGAGGCGUGCACGGCGGACGCGCGGUGCCAGCGGCUGCGCACCGAAUACGUGGCUCAGUGCCUGGGUCGGGCCGCGUCCGGGGGCUGCCCCCGCGCCCGCUGCCGCCGCGCCCUGCGCCGCUUCUUCGCCCGCGGGCCGCCCGCGCUCACCCACGCGCUGCUCUUCUGCCCGUGCGUCAACGCCGCGUGCGCCGAGCGCCGGCGCCAGACCUUCGUGCCCGCCUGCGCCUUCGCGGGGCCCGGCCCGGCGCCGCCCUCCUGCCUCGCACCCUUAGACGCCUGCGAGCACAGCCGGAUCUGCCGGCCCCGCCUCCUGGCCUUCCAGGCCUCCUGCACGCCCGCCCCCAGCGCCCCCGACGGCUGCCUGCAGGAUCAGGCCCCCCGCUGCCUGCGUGCCUACGCGGGCCUCGUGGGGACCGCGGUCACUCCCAACUAUGUGGACAACGCGAGCGCGCGCGUGGCGCCCUGGUGCGAUUGCGGAGCCAGCGGAAACCGGCGUGAGGAGUGCGAAGCCUUCCGGGGGCUCUUCACCAGGAACCGCUGCUUGGAUGGUGCCAUACAGGCCUUUGAUGCUGGGUGGCCUCCAAUCCUGCAGGACCGGCCAGAUGUCCACCAGGAUCCUGAGCACAGCCUCCUGCAAGUGUCCUCUGCAGAUGGGCUCCUGGUUGGAAGCUCCCUGCUCUCCAUGCUCCCUGUCCUGGCUCUGCAGCCCCUGCUCUGA